This is a messenger RNA of Seriola dumerili (greater amberjack), 3444 nucleotides long. RefSeq names its product NACHT, LRR and PYD domains-containing protein 12-like. The transcript is spliced from 10 exons. Gene Ontology annotation, molecular function: protein binding. The record is from RefSeq and is a predicted model, not a curated record. NCBI's taxonomy places the organism in Eukaryota, Metazoa, Chordata, Actinopteri, Carangiformes, Carangidae. Bases 124 to 3351 code for a protein of 1075 amino acids.
GGAAUCCCCAACUUCCUGUUUUCCAAUUGACCCUUCCACCUGGAGCCCACAAGAACUGGAGCGCAUGGGACAAACGCUUGACCUUACACUGUGAUGUCUGAGGAGCAGAAUGAACACUAAGAUAUGGUGUGUCUGCUGUCAGCCGUCACUGCUGUGACAGGUAAACUGGGAGCAAAGAUGGAGACGCCUGUGAAGCAACAGCUGCUGGAAACUUUGCAGGAUUUUGGACUUAAAGAACUGGAACUCUUCCAGUGGUACCUGCAGAAUGCUGAGUUACUGGAUGGUUUCCCUGCCAUCAAAAGGUGUGAGCUGGAGAAUGCAGGCAGACCGAAAACAGUGGAUUUGAUGGUCAGCAUGUACACCACUGAAAAUGCUAUGCGGGUGGCAAAGUUGAUUUUACAGAAGAUCAAAAGGAAUGAAGAAACACAGUCACAAGUCCGGGCAGCUUCUGCAGCAGAGGCUCUUCAGAAAUGCCAGCCUAAAGUCAAAUCUAAGCUAAAGAAGAAGUUCCAGUGUGUGUUUGAGGGGAUCGCUAAAGCAGGAAACCCAACCCUUCUGAAUCAGAUCUACACAGAGCUCUACAUCACAGAGGGAGGGACUGGAGAGGUCAAUUAUGAACAUGAGGUCAGACAGAUUGAAACAGCAUCCAGGAAACCAGUCAGACCAGAAACAACCAUCAGACGAGAAGACAUCUUUAAAGUCUUACCUGGAACAGAUGAACCAGUCAGAACAGUGAUGACAAAGGGAGUGGCUGGCAUUGGGAAAACAGUCUUAACACAGAAGUUCACUCUGGACUGGGCUGAAGACAAAGCCAACCAAGACAUACAGUUCACAUUUCCAUUUGCUUUCAGAGAGCUGAAUGUCCUGAAAGAGAAAAAGUUCAGCUUGGUGGAACUUGUUCAUCACUUCUUUACUGAUACCAAAGAAGCAGGAAUCUGCAGGUUUGAUCAGUUCCAGGUUGUGUUCAUUUUAGAUGGUCUGGAUGAGUGUAGACCUCCUCUGGACUUUCACAACACUGAGAUCCUGACUGAUGUUACAGAGUCCACCUCAGUGGAUGUGCUGCUGACUAACCUCAUCAGGGGGAACCUGCUUCCCUCUGCUCGCCUCUGGAUAACCACACGACCUGCAGCAGCCAAUCAGAUCCCUCCUGAGUGUGUUGGCAUGGUGACAGAGGUCAGAGGGUUCACUGACCCACAGAAGGAGGAGUACUUCAGUAAGAGAUUCGAAGCUGUGCAGGCCAGCAGGAUCAUCUCCCACAUCAAGACAUCACAAAGCCUCCACAUCAUGUGCCACAUCCCAGUUUUUUGCUGGAUCACUGCUACAGUUCUGGAGGAUGUGUUGAAGACCAGAAAGGGAGGAGAGUUGCCCAAGACCCUGACUCAGAUGUACAUCCACUUCCUGGUGGUUCAGUCCAAACUGAAGAAUGUCAAGUAUGAUGGACGAUCUGAGACGGAUCCACACUGGAGUCCAGAGACCAGGAAGAUGAUUGAGUCUCUGGGGAAACUGGCUUUUGAGCAGCUGCAGAAAGGAAACCUAAACUUUGAUCAAUCAGACCUGACAGAGUGUGGCAUCGAUAUCAGAGCAGCCUCAGUGUACUCAGGAGUGUUCACACAGAUCUUUCAAGAGGAGAGUGGGCUGUACCAAGACAAGGUGUUCUGCUUUGUCCAUCUGAGUGUUCAGGAGUUUCUGGCUGCUCUUCAUGUCCAUCUGACCUUCAUCACCUCUGGAGUCAAUCUGCUGUCAGAAGAAACAUCAAUCUCAUGUUGGUCUAAACUGUUUGGAGACAAAUCCAAACUCUUCUACCAGAGAGCUGUGGACGAGACCUUACAGAGUCCAAAUGGACACCUGGACUUGUUCCUCCGCUUCCUCAUGGGUUUUUCACUGCAGAAAAAUCAGACUCUUCUACGAGGCCUGCUGACACAGACAGGAAGUAGCUCAAAAAUAAACCAGGUAACAGUCCAGUACAUCAAGAAGAUGAUCAAAGAGACUGCCUCUGCAGAGAAAAGCAUCAACCUGUUUCACUGUCUGAAUGAACUGAAUGAUCGUUCUCUAGAGAAGGAGAUCCAACAGUACCUGAGAUCAGGACAUCUCUCCACAAAUGAAUUGUCUCCUGCUCAAUGGUCAGCUCUGGUCUUCAUUUUAUUGUCAUCAGACAAAGAUCUGGACGUGUUUGACCUGAGGAAAUACUCUGCUUCAGAGCAGGCUCUUCUGAGGCUGCUGCCAGUGGUCAAAGCUUCUAACAAAGCUCUACUGAAUGGCUGUAACCUCUCAGAGAGAAGCUGUGAAGCUCUGGCCUCAGUCCUCAGCUCCCAGUCCUCUAGUCUGAGAGCCCUAGACCUGAGUAACAACAAGCUGAAGGACUCGGGCAUCAAUCUGCUGUCUGCCGGACUGAAGAGCCCGCAUUGUUCAGUGGAAACUCUCAGACUGUCCGGCUGUAACCUCUUAGAGAGAAGCUGUGAAGCUCUGGCCUCAGUUCUCAGCUCCCAGUCCUCUAUAUUGACAGAAGUGGACCUGAGUGACAACAACCUGCAGGAUCCAGGAGUGGACCUGCUGUGUCCUGGACUGAAGAGUCAACACUGUACACUGGAAAUUCUCAUUCUAAGUGGUUGUAACCUCUCAGAUAGAAGCUGUGAAGCUCUGUCCUCAGUUCUCAGCUCCCCGUCCUCUAGUCUGCGAGAUCUGGACCUGAGUAACAACAAGCUGCAGAAUUCAGGGGUGAAGCUCCUGUUUGCUGCACUGGAGAGUCCUCUCUGUACACUGGAAACUCUCAGGGUGAAGCCUGUUGGAGUCCAUUGGUCGAGAAAAGGUCUGAGGAAGUAUUCCUGCGAACUCACACUUGAAACAAACACAGCGAACACAAAGAUCAAACUGUCUGACAACAACAGGAAGGUGACAUAUGUGGAAGAGGAUCAGUCAUAUCCUGAUCACUGUGCAAGAUUUGACCACUGGCCUCAGCUGCUGUGUGCAACUGGUCUGACUGGUCGCUGUUACUGGGAGGUCGAGUGGAGAGGAAGGGUUUGUAUAUCAGUGAGUUACAGAGGAAUCAGAAGGAAAGGAAAAAGUAAAGACGGUCUCUUUGGAGAGAACGAUCUGUCUUGGAGACUGUAUUGCUCUGAUUGUAGUGGUUACUCUAUCUGUCACAAUAAGACAGAAACACAGAUCUCCUCCUCUUCUGUCUCUAACAGAGUAGCAGUGUAUGUGGACUGUCCUGCUGGCACUCUGUCCUUCCACAGAGUCUCAUCUGACUCACUGAUCCACCUCCACACCUUCAACACCACAUUCACUGAACCUCUGUAUCCUGGGUUUGGGUUCUGGUCGUUCGGUUCCUCAGUCUCUCUCUCUGUCUGUUGAGUGUAGUAGGGAGUGUCCCUUCCUGUUAUUCACUCACACAUUCACUCACACAUACAUUUUCAGAUUAAUGUAUUAUAUGUUUAUUUAUAAUAC